UUAUUGUCAAGGUUAAAACGUUUUGUAAGAUGAAUUAGCAAUAAUACACCAGUAAUAAAAGCAAAUUUAAUUUUACCUUGAUAUAUACGGUCCAAUAGCCAAUAAUAAAUCAUCAAAAAAAUGGUCACUAGAGUCAUGACAACCAAGUUCAUCGCUGACCUGCCAAAAGGCGGUCCUCUCGAAAAGUACAGACAGCUGGCAACGUUCGACUGGAAGAAGAUGAGAGUUAUCAUGGAAAAGGAAGACCUGCUGAAAUUCAAGAUGCACUGCUGGGAUAAAAUUCAAAAUGAUUCUCUCUUCCAAAGGACCAACAAGAGUUUGUCUGUCGAUGAAAUGAAGCACAUUGCAACUCUUAGAAUGAAAAAAUUGAAACAGUGGGAUCUUCUUCCAUUUGAGGAAAUGAUACAAAACCCAAAUAAGAUAAUGGCGUUUAGUAAUGUGAUACUUCAAUAUUGUCCUUCAACUAAUAUAAAACUUGCCCUAGCAUAUGGCUUCGUACAGAAUGCCAUUUUAGGCCUAGGGAAAGAAAAACACAUGGAAAUAUAUUUUGAACUGAACAGAAAAGAUACAGAGUGGAUUGGCUGUUUUUCAUUGACAGAAAUCUCGCAUGGGACGAAUACAAAAGCUAUGAGGACGACGGCGACUUUCGAUCCUAAAUCGCAAGAAUUUGUUUUAAACACACCAGAUUUCGAAGCGGCUAAAUGUUGGGUCGGAAAUUUAGGAAAGACUGCUACACAUACGAUACUUUUUGCUAAAUUAAUACUCUCAGAUGGUACUGACUGUGGGCUUCAUGCUUUUAUAGUGCCGAUAAGGGAUGUUAAAACACUCCAAGCUUUUAACGGCAUUGUUGUUGGGGAUUUGGGAGAAAAAGCAGGCCUUAAUGGAAUAGACAACGGGUUUAUUCUAUUCUCAAACUAUAGGAUACCAAAAGAAAACCUGCUUAAUAAAACUGGUGAUGUCACCCCUGAAGGAAAAUAUAUUACCCCAUUCAAAGACCCUAAAAAAAGAUUAGGUGCUUCCCUUGGUGCGUUGUCAGCAGGAAGAGUAACAAUUUCACAGAUUUGCAAUGUGUAUUUAACGAAAGCAAUUAUUAUUGCAGUUAGAUAUGCAGCUGUUAGAAAACAGUUUGGCCCUACUGAGAAAGAAGAGCUUCCGAUUAUAGAGUAUCCCCUUUUGCAAUGGCGUCUAUUCCCAUAUCUAGCAACAGCAUAUGUUAUGAAAUACUUUGCCGAUUAUUUUUAUAGCUAUUUUGUACAGUUGACAAUAAAUAUGAUGAUGAAACAGGAAAUCGUGGAAAAUUCGGGACCUGAAAUUCAUGCAUUGUCUAGCGGUGUUAAGCCCAUUUUCGGUUGGGCUGCAAGAGACGGUAUCCAGGAAUGCCGAGAAGCCUGUGGAGGCCAUGGUUAUUUAAAAGUUGCUGGUUUUGUUGAUUUAAGAAAUGACAACGAUGCUAACUUAACAUACGAAGGGGACAACAACGUGCUGAUACAACAAACUACAAAUUGGCUUUUACAACUGUGGGCUCAGAGAAACAAUCCGGGUGUAUGGAACACACCGAUGAAUACGAUAUCGUUCAUGGCAAAUUGGAAAAACAUCAUUAAACAAAGAUGUUCUAACGAUACUGUUGAAGCUAUCCUUAAUCCUGAAAAUCUAUUAAAUAUGUAUAAGUGGCUGGUGUGUUAUUUACUGAUCAAGACAAAUGAUAUUAACGAUAAACAUAUAAAGCAAGGCCUUGACCAAUUUUCUCUCAGGAACAACAUACAAGUAUAUGCUGGGCGUACAUUAGGAAUUGUUUAUAGUGAACAUGCGGUUCUUAACAAGUUUGUUGAAUUUGUAAAUGAACAGACAAUGGCUGAAAAGGAAGUUCUGUCAAAACUAGCUUCUCUUUAUGGCUCUUGGAAUCUUGAGAAACAUGCCAGCAUAUUUUUUGAAGGGGGAUAUUUUAAUAGCAAAACACCAUUGGAGUUUUUACAAGAAGGCAUACGCAGAUUGUGCUUAGAUUUGAAAAAGGAUGCCGUCUCCCUUGUCGACGCUAUUUCAAUUCCUGACUUUUUUUUAAACUCUCCACUGGGACAUUCUGAUGGCAAUGUUUACGAACACUUGAAAUCAUGUUUGUAUUCGAGCCCAGAUACUUUCAGUAGGCCUUCGUGGUGGGAGAGCAUUGUUAAUGGAGAAAUGCAAUCUAAGUUGUAAAACUUGAAAAUACCUAAUGCAAAUUAAAAUAGAUAAUUUAAGUAUAUUUUUGCAGUAAAUAGUUGUAAAUUUGUAUAAUUUA
Cimex lectularius (bed bug) is the source of this 2275-nucleotide messenger RNA. Its product is annotated as peroxisomal acyl-coenzyme A oxidase 3-like. Gene Ontology annotation, molecular function: FAD binding; fatty acid binding; pristanoyl-CoA oxidase activity. The transcript is spliced from 16 exons. The record is from RefSeq and is a predicted model, not a curated record. NCBI's taxonomy places the organism in Eukaryota, Metazoa, Arthropoda, Insecta, Hemiptera, Cimicidae. Gene Ontology annotation, cellular component: peroxisome. Gene Ontology annotation, biological process: lipid homeostasis; fatty acid beta-oxidation using acyl-CoA oxidase. The coding region runs from base 121 to 2193 and encodes 690 amino acids.